Messenger RNA from Fusarium proliferatum ET1, 2343 nucleotides. RefSeq lists its product as uncharacterized. NCBI's taxonomy places the organism in Eukaryota, Fungi, Ascomycota, Sordariomycetes, Hypocreales, Nectriaceae. The record is from RefSeq and is a predicted model, not a curated record. The coding region runs from base 1 to 2343 and encodes 780 amino acids. The transcript is spliced from 2 exons.
AUGGCGGAGCAGCUUCAAUCGACCCCAGCCACGGAUAUCCCCCCAGGCCCACAUUCAUCUCGAGUCGCUCCUAUACAAAAGCUUAUUCAACAAUGGACACCUCUUCCGCCUUCGACUAAGUCACCAGAAGAGGAGUUCCAAGAAAAGUAUAAGGAAGCACAGGCACGCUUCCAUACAGCCACUGCCUUGACUCGGGACCAUUCAGACGACCCAGCCUCGUACACAGCCAAGGUGGAUGAUGUCGUAUCCUGCGGAAUCCGCCUGAACGAACUAGUCGCAGAGCAUAGAGCACACAAGGAUGAUAAAGAGCGUAAAUAUCAGCAAUUAUUCUUGAAUCAGCAGAUUGCUCUUACGAUGGGACUCCUCGACACAUUCGGUCCCAAACUCGGUAAAGCGGUGUGUCAACAGUGGGAAACACAUGCCAAGCGACUUUCGAAUAACCCUACCCAGUCGAAUAAUAUCGCUAGCUCAGCAGCUGAGGUGAUGACAGACUCACAUUUACUUCCCAAUACAUGCCACGUCUCGCAACCUCCGAACCCGCAGAACGCUGCAAAUGAAACAGCUCCUGUCCUUCCAGUGGCCGAAUGCUCUGGAGUUCAAGAAGCACACACAAUUGACCAGUCUUCGGAACAGGCUCCGCGACCAUCGCAGGCCCAGCAAAAGAGGCCCGCGAGCCCUCCACGCGAUACACCAUCCAACCCAGCCAAGCGAUGCCGGCCAAACAUACCUCAGCCUCCCAUAUCCCUUACCGACGAUCGAUCGAUCCACUUCAACGAUGUGUACCAAGACGGCAACGCUGGAACAAAAUACAUCAUCGCCCCACACAAGGGUGAUUGGUAUAUCCUCGAGUGCAAGAAGCACAAGCUGCACUUCAAGACCACCAAUCCCAUCAAAGGUGCUCGAAAACAUUUGACAUCAGGGGCACAUGGUCACUUACGGCCUAAUUACGACCAGACACUUAGUAUGCUCGGCACGCGGGUUACAGGCUGUACCAAGGAGCUGGCUGAUCUCAAUAACGACGUUACUCAAAGGCCUUCGUACGAAGAUGUGGGUAGACCUUCAAGCGUUCUUUCCACUGAGUCCACGCGCUCUAGCCGCGAGUACCCUCGAAUGAGAAGCACCCAGGUCAUCCCUGGUCUGGACCCAAAGCCAGGCGAGAUUUAUACCGCCUUCUGGCCACAGACGAAGGAAUUCUACGCGAUCCUCGUCCUGCCGUGGGGCAGCUUCCGCCAGUUUGGCUGGGAAAUGACACUCAAGAGCUGCUCUGGCAUUCUAGACAGGGACAGGGAUAUUCCGAGCUGCUACAAGUACAAUCGUGAUACAGAGAGUGUCGAGUGGGCUGAGAACUUCAAGCCUGGGGGGCGCUCGCAUCAUAAGCGGAAAUAUCCGGUCCUGUAUUUUGACGCGGCCGAUGUUCCGGGGAAGUGUCUCGUUGGCUGGGUUGGUGUCAACGAGUUUCGGUACUACGAUCCUCUUGACACAGAAAUCCCUUUCAAAGAUCAAGUCGAUGACUUUAUCCGACGGAUGGAUGAGCGUGACCUGUCGGGAGACGUCGAAAUGGGUGCGCAGGCUAUUGGCCUAUCUUCAGGCAGUGCUUCGGAUGAACAACAGAACACUGGCGAUCAGCCACGCUUGGGAGCGUCUAUGCGUACAGCUAUCUAUAUCUCGGACGGCGAUGACAGCGACGAUGACGAGGUGGAGACCGAAGCUAGACCGCUGUCCCCGGUGCAGCAACAACCGAGCGAGCCACGAGUAAAGACCGAGCCGAUGAACGAAGAAGCUCCGACACAACUCUCCGAUGCAGCUGCAGCGCAAAUAACUACCGACUCGGUCGGCUCAGCUAAUCAGUGGAAUGGCCUUGAUCGUUCAUUGACUGUUCCAAACAGUGGCUCGCGUGUUGAUACCAACAACACACAUAACGCUGCGGUACCAAACGCCCCCGCGGUUGACGAUUCGAUUACUUCUCCCUCUCAUGCACCUAUGAGACCCGUUGCGCAGAUGUGCAAUGAUCUCCCAGCCCCAUGCGGAACCGUGCCCCCACCGCGAGAGCACCAAAAUGCUCCAGUCGAGGCCACCGGGCCUCACGCCCCAGAAGCCGUAAUGGCUCCCGGAGAUCCCCUAGCAAAUGGACCAGCUCCAUUCGCACGCAUGAGAAACCAUGCUGCACCCAAAAACUCUUCUCCGUUGGACCUGUAUCGCUAUCUAUCUUCUGGACUCCCCGCAAACACGAUUGCAGAUGCCACGGAGAAUGAUGGUUUGGUAUGGAUGACGCAGCGGACCGUAGCGGAAGAGCAUGGGUUACGUAUUUAUGAAACGCCUGUGAGACAGAGCUCUUGGCGGUAG